Messenger RNA from Arachis stenosperma, 747 nucleotides. RefSeq lists its product as uncharacterized. The record is from RefSeq and is a predicted model, not a curated record. Bases 1 to 747 code for a protein of 248 amino acids. The transcript has a single exon. Lineage: Eukaryota; Viridiplantae; Streptophyta; Magnoliopsida; Fabales; Fabaceae.
AUGGCUAGUGAAGAGAGUUUUUUAGUGUUAGUGUACUAUAGAGGGUCUAUUAAGAAAAAAACACGUUCUGGUAUUAAGUUUACCAAUAAGGAUCCCCUCAAUAUUUUUCUGAAACAUACAACGAGCUUCACUGAGUUCCUGAAUUCUAUAAUACAGAAACUGGGGUUGCAAGACGUGAAACGAGUUGAGAAGUUAUUCUACCACAUUCCGAUUUCAGUUUUGCGAGAUGAUCUAAAAUACGAUUCGUUUGUCAUAGAGAGUGACGAGGAUUUGGAGGUUCUGUUCCAUUAUCGUAGGCAGUUCGCCGAGGUCAGAAUACCGGAGCUUUUGGCUAAGCUCGUAGAUGUGGUCUUUAGCUUCGGUGGUUCUAACCGGAAUACCCAAGCUCCAGCAACGGCAUUCUGUUCUAGUUCGAGACCUGUUGGUGUAUUUUUAUCUGUGCCUGUGAUUGCACCUCCGAAAAUGGUGGUUGCCUCCCCGUCCUUCGCAGUUGAUGUCAACCGCGGUGGUGACGAAGAAGUUGGUAUUGUUGAUAGGGCGCCGGUUUCAUUACAGUGUGGGACACCGGAUGGUAUGGAUGAUGCAUUGCCAGAUGAUGAUGACGCUGAUGAUGUGGAGCUGGACAUCAUUGUCGAUGAUAGCGGUGAUGACAUAGCAGCGAGUAAUCCAGUUGGGAUUGAAGGAGCAUCCAGCCCAGGGACUCAGCAGUACCCCCGCACUUUUUAUCUUUGGACUUGGAUGCCAUGA